AUGGACGGUCCUCUCCGCCGCCCAGCAGGGAUCCUUGGCUCCCCCACGGCUUCAGGGAGCCAACCUGCGGGCUCAGAAAUGCUCACCUCCGGCGGCAGCAGCAGCAAGCCUCUCGCUUUCUCCAUCGACCGGAUUAUGGCCAGGACACCCGAGCCCAAGUCAAUACCGCUCCCCAACUGGUUUCAGUCCGCUCCAGUGGGGAAACCCGAAGCAUAUCCGUCCUCGCUGCAUUGCAUGAUCCCGCUGGUACCGCUCGGCUAUGAGCCGGGCCACCGGCUCAGUAUCACAGGACUGGAUCCGGGCCACUUAGACGCGUCUUCUCUCCCGGCUCCCGCAGAAUUUUUGGGGUUUGGGCUAAACUAUAAAAAUCAACAAGAAGACUCUGCUGUCAGCCAAACGACCGGGCAGUACAAACUCUUCAGACCCAGGGUGGUAAACCAGUCCUCCUUUCCCACGAUGGGCACUGUUUGCUACCUGAAUUGCAGCGGGGAUUCCGGAGCGUGUCCACCGCCGGCUGGCCUGGUGAACCUGCACCCUAUGGCCUCGUACCUGUUCACUGCCCGACAUAAAGCCUUCAUGGCAGAGAAGAGCAAGCCCGGCCUGCAACAGGCCGCGGAGCGGUACGCGGGUUCCGGCGUGCAGGCCUUCAAGGAUCUAUCUCCGAACCAGAUUCACUACAUAAAGCAGAGGGACCAGAUCCUGAGUGACAAGAUUUUCAAGGGCUCCGCGACAGCUGCAGCGGCAAGCGCCAGGCUCAGCGGCUCCUGUCCCGGUAGCAAGCCCAAAGUUUUUACCUGUGAGGUCUGCGGUAAGGUCUUUAACGCGCACUACAACCUGACCCGCCACAUGCCCGUACACACAGGCGCUCGACCAUUCGUGUGCAAAGUUUGCGGGAAGGGAUUCCGACAGGCCAGCACGCUGUGCCGGCACAAAAUCAUCCACACUCAGGAAAAGCCUCACAAGUGUAACCAGUGCGGAAAAGCCUUUAACAGGAGUUCAACCCUCAACACGCACACACGCAUCCACGCGGGAUACAAACCAUUCGUGUGCGAGUUCUGUGGGAAAGGAUUUCACCAAAAAGGAAACUACAAAAACCACAAGCUGACACACAGUGGCGAGAAGCAGUUCAAGUGCUCCAUCUGCAGCAAGGCAUUUCAUCAGGUGUACAACCUCACCUUCCACAUGCACACCCACAACGAUAAGAAGCCCUUCACCUGCCCCACCUGUGGCAAGGGCUUCUGCAGGAACUUUGACCUGAAGAAACACGUCAGAAAGCUACAUGACCCAGCCGGCGCGCAGUCUCCCUCGCAGAUGUAAAACCUGAACAUUGACUCUGAAC
This is a messenger RNA of Oreochromis aureus, 1339 nucleotides long. RefSeq names its product FEZ family zinc finger 1 (gene fezf1). The transcript has 4 exons. Lineage: Eukaryota; Metazoa; Chordata; Actinopteri; Cichliformes; Cichlidae. Gene Ontology annotation, cellular component: nucleus. The coding region runs from base 1 to 1317 and encodes 438 amino acids. The record is from RefSeq and is a predicted model, not a curated record.